This is a messenger RNA of Westerdykella ornata, 5868 nucleotides long. RefSeq names its product DEAD/DEAH box helicase-like protein. Gene Ontology annotation, cellular component: cytoplasm. The transcript is spliced from 3 exons. Gene Ontology annotation, molecular function: ATP binding; nucleic acid binding. Bases 176 to 5644 code for a protein of 1822 amino acids. The record is from RefSeq and is a predicted model, not a curated record. NCBI's taxonomy places the organism in Eukaryota, Fungi, Ascomycota, Dothideomycetes, Pleosporales, Sporormiaceae.
ACAACCUAUCCCCAACCAUCCGAACCCUCUGGUCUACAUAUCUUUCUGCUCUAGUAUACAGGAUAUUCAUUCGAACGGGCGACUUAUCCGGUACCCAAUGCUUACGACACCGUCACUCUUUUGAGAAUCAUACCAAGGUUAGCCUGCCUUCCUGGCUGCCGCCCGCACCUUCAACAUGGCCGAUCCCACUCUUUCCGACUCGACAGUCACUCUGGACCCUGUCUUUGAGUUUUACUCGAAACUGUACAGCAGAAGGGUUGACGUUGUUGGCGAUUAUGCCGGCCAUGAGCUAUUCCUGAUUGAAGGCGACGGCCUUCUCCUUCAUUGCCUCGCGGAUGAGCAUCUCGAUUUCUAUUCUGGAUUCCAGCUUUUGCAUGCUACAUAUGCCGUAGAGAGCUUUCUUCAAGGCCUCGUAAACCGACGUUGUAAUUUCCACAUUGCAUUUUUCGACCAACAUCGGAACUCUUGUGUGCCAGCAUGGGCAAAGGGCAUCAACAAGGACAAGUUCCUGCUUGCUCGCUCUGUCAUCAUCCGCCACUUGCAGGUCAACCUCCAACGAGUCCACCCAGGUAUUGAGGUCCAUGUUUUCCCUUCGGUUCGUUCCACUGCCUUUGCAAGGUAUCUGGACGCGACGGACCUGUAUUUCGUGAUGUGCCACGAUGGAGCGUCCAGCCAACUUGACGAACUUUCCAAACAGACUACGGCCUUCAAUGCUCUUGGAGAUGUAGAAGAGCCAGGGAAGCAGAGUAAAACAAAGGCCAAGGCCAUGUUCCGUUUACUCAUCCAUUGGGUUCUCAUCCAUGAGUAUAAUGUCGCCUUGAUUAACGACCUGGAAUGGAGGGACACCAAGGUCAUCACAGCCGUUUUAGAAAGCACUCGUCACACAAAGCAUGACGAACUGACACGUUUGUUAUCCGACUUGGACCUAUCGGCGACCCCCGAGCCACCUUUCCAUGAGGGCCUCAGGGAGGCCCUCGACAAGGUCAAGACGAACGAAAAGAAUAGCGCGCUUACGGAACGCGAAUACUUAUCACUUGUGGUCUUGAGUAAACUUCUGCGUGAAGAAGAUACGUCAGGUUAUCAUGCGUCCGCCUUUCUGAGGCACCUCACCCUCUUAACUGAGCUUCCUCUUCCGAAUCGAUCUGUUGUGAGCGAGCCGCUUCUAGGGGCCGACCAAGAAUUCUUGCAUAAGUUCAUUCAAGAAGCACGCCGAGUGCUCGAUUCAGGUGCCUGGGGCCCCAGAUUCUCUGAUUUCAAGGUGAAUCACUGCGAUAUUGCCGACCUCGUGGAUGGUCACCUGUUCUCAGCAUGUCUUCACGACCAACACUGCGGUGCUGGCCCACGAUACGAGCUCUUGCGUGGUGCUUUGAACGCCUUAGGCGCAUCAAUCAAGGAACAGGCAUCCAAUGAGCACCUGGGUGGAUCGAAACACAAGCCAGCGCCGCACGCGCAACCCACAGAAAGCAGGCCCUACGCGGUGCUUCCCUUCGAAAACGAUGUUAUUGCGAAACAUCUCGCACCCAUCCACCUCGCGGUGGACAGAUUCGGAGAUGAGCCUGAUGCAAGGGCCGAUAAGAUAUUUCGUGAGGUCUCCCAUUGGCACAACAGCAAACGCCCUAUCGAUCCGAAGUUGAGAGACGAACAGCUGGCCCGCACCCAGAAACAGCAAUUUUUUGCCCGUCGUCGUAACCAAUGGUUCAUGGCCGAGAUGAUGGCCUAUGCCGCCAGUCUUACGAAUGCAGUUGGUAGGGCACUGGAGCCAGAAAUUGUGACGGUCGGGCCCAAAGCAAGGACUCCUGCACAGCUUCCACCUGCCAAGAAGGACGAUACUGUCAAGCCUAAGCCAGAGACGAAGGGUGCAAAGGGACAGGCGAAAGGAGGUAAAAAGGCAGCUGUAGGAAAGAAGGAAGCUAUGUUGGCAGAAAUCGCUGCUUCGAAGUCGCGUAAAGAAGAAGCAACCAGCGAGAGAUUGGUGCAAGGUUGGCGGGCAACAUGCACUGCCCUGGAGAAGGAGAAGGAAUCUGUUGCAAAAUUUGCCAAAGCCAACCAGUUUUUAAAGACACUCAAUACGCCUUUGAAGCGCGAGACGUUGGAGGCCGAAGUGCGCUUGUUCAUGCUCAACACACUAUUGGCCAUUUGGAUCGAUUGUUGUCGUGAAAAGACGAAAGACAAGAAUCUCAACAUUGCAGCCCUCAUUUUCGACAGCGUCCACUCCUUCUCGCGACUACGGUUGACUGUCACCAAAACGAUUGCCAACUGUUUGAAGACUGCUGUUGAGCUUCUGGGCUUGCCGCCCCUAGACAUUCCAGCGCCUGAAGGCGACAGACCGCUAGCCUUCAGAUUCGUACUCCAAAACCUUGCAUCAUUGGAUCUACGUGUUCGUUUACCGUCAAAGGACUUUCAACUGGCUUAUUGUGGGCCUUACUUUGACCGAACUAUCGACUCGGCUCCGGACCCACGUGUACCAUUUGAGCCUGAUGCAUGGCAACGCAAGGUCCUCGAUGAGAUUGACGCCAGGCGGAGCUUACUCGUAAUUGCCCCUACUUCGGCGGGUAAAACCUUCAUCUCAUUCUACGCCAUGGAGCAGGUGCUCAGAACGAAUAAUGAAGACGUCUUAGUCUAUGUUGCACCAACGAAGGCACUCGUCAAUCAAAUUGCUGCGGAAAUCCAGGCUCGUUAUUCUAAGACCUAUCAAUAUGCAGGAAAUUCUGUCUGGGCCAUUCACACCCGCGAUUACAGGAUCAACAAUCCGAUAGGAUGCCAGAUUCUCGUGACAGUGCCUCAUAUUCUGCAGAUUAUGCUACUCGCGCCGAGCAAUGCGAAAUCAUGGUCGGAGCGUGUUAAGUGGAUCAUCUUCGAUGAAGUCCACUGCAUAAGUCAAGCAGAGGAUGGUCUCAUCUGGGAGCAGCUCUUGUUGCUUGCGCCUUGUCCCAUAAUCGCGCUUUCGGCAACCAUCGGAAAUCCGCAGGAGUUCAGCGACUGGCUUGCCUCCACCCAAAAGGCCAUUGGUAAUGACUUGAAAAUGAUUACCCAUCCCCACAGGUAUUCAGAUCUCCGGAAGUUCCUUUACACUCCGCCUCGAUCUUUCCACUUCAAAGGGAUGUCCGAGAAGCGUGCCUUCGCUCAGCUCGGUCUAGAUGGUUGUAAUGAUUUCACAUUUGUUCACCCGGUAGCGAGCUUGAUCCACCGAGCAAGAGGAAUGCCCGAUGACUUCAGCCUCGAAGCACACGAUUGCUUCACGUUGUGGCAAAGCAUGACAAAGCAUCAGACUCGGGAAUACCCAGUCGACAAGGCGUUAGACCCUGCAAAUGCACUUCCGGAGCUGAUCAGGAAGAUCGAUGUCAUCAACUGGGAGAACAAGCUUAAGGCGCUUCUCCGCAGAUGGCUGGCGGAUAGUCAGUCACCGUUCGAGGCGGUAUUUAACGAUCUGAACCGCGAAUUGGUUGAACGUGAGGCGGGCAAAGGAAAGAAACCAGAUGAAGACGGAGUUGAAGACGUCGAUGUUGACGAGCAUAACCCGGAGGAUAUUCUGCCUUUGCUCAGCACACUCCACGAGCAAGAUGCACUACCCGGGAUCGUCUUCAACUACGAGAGAGGAAUGUGUGAGCGGAUGUGUCGAGUGCUCUUGGGCCAGCUGGUUUCAGCUGAAACAAGAUGGAAGGAGACGAGCCCGAAGUGGAAGUCCAUGCUGCAAUCCUGGGAUGCCUGGAAGAAAGCCAUGACGAAAGCAGAGAAGCGUCGACCCCAGAAGAUAUCAAAGAAGGGCAAGGAUGAGGAAGUCAUAAGCAAAGCCGACCUCUUACAGGACAACGCCGAUAGUGAAGCCAGCCCAUGGGCAUCCUUCAACCCUGAUGAUCCUGUUGAAGGAUUCCAUUUCGCCGACCGGAAGAAGCUGACCCAAGAUGACAUUUACAAAUAUAUGAAGGAGCUCAUUCGGAGACAAGUGCCGGAAUACCUGCUGGACAGUUUGAAACGCGGUAUUGGCGUUCAUCAUGCUGGUAUGAACCGCAAGUACCGCCAGGUGGUCGAGAUUCUGUUCCGGAAAGGGUAUCUGCGAGUUGUCAUCGCCACGGGAACACUUGCUCUUGGUAUCAACAUGCCUUGUAAGACCGUCGUCUUCUCAGGUGACUCGGUCUUCCUGACUGCUCUCAACUAUCGCCAAGCUGCCGGUCGUGCUGGCCGUCGUGGUUUCGACAUGCUUGGAAAUGUCGUCUUCCACGGCAUAUCGACGAGCAAGGUUCGGAGGCUACUUAGUUCGCGGCUUCCUGACCUAAAUGGGCAUUUCCCCAUCACCACUACGCUUGUUCUACGGUUAUUCACGCUUCUUCAUGAGUCGAAAAAUUCUCCGUUCGCUAUUCGGUCCAUCAACGCACUGCUAUCACAGCCACGACUCUACUUAGGCGGGGAAGAAUCUAAGAUGACAGUAUUACAUCACCUACGAUUCUCCAUCGAAUACCUCCGCCGCCAAUAUCUUUUGGAUGCACGUGGCGCACCGCUUAACCUCGCCGGACUGGUCAGUCAUUUAUACUUCGCAGAGAACUCCGCAUUCGCAUUCCACGCCCUAUUAAAAGACGGCUUUUUCCAUGAGCUCUGCGCGGAUAUAGAGAAGAACCCGACAAAGGUUCUGCAGGAACUUAUGCUUACACUCUCUCACCUCUUCGGCCGUAUAUACUGCAGGCGUUCUGAUCAAGAGUUCGUCAAAGAGGUCGUCAAGAAAAGCCCCUCGAUCGUCUUCUUGCCGCCACUUCCCAGCCGCGCAGCUGAGGUCCUGCGCUCACACAACAAAAAUACUCUUGAGGUCUUCAGAGCCUACGUCCAGACCUUCAUAGAACAGCACGUCCACGACCCGGAUGACUCCCUCCCCCUCACCGGAAUUAAGGUCGGCGGCGACUCCUUCCCGCAGUCUGCACAGACACUUCAGUUCCGCCCUCCAACAACCGUCCGCUCCCCCUUCGUCGCCCUCUCCGGUGCUACAGAUUCCUUUGAAUCCAUCCAUGACCUCUGCCACACGGCCCGCUCGGGCGUCUUCCUCGAAGAAGCCGUCGUCCCCUACGUCACCAUCUACCCGGAAGAAAGCUCCCUCCCUCUCAACGCCUACCUGUACGACUUCUUCAACCAUGGCGAUGUCCACGCCCUCGCCACCGCGAACCGCAUCCGCUCUGGAGAUGUGUGGUUCGUGCUCAACGAUUUCAGUCUCGUGCUCGCCACCAUCAUCACGAGUCUAUCCAACUUCAUGAACCUAACAAGUGCCUCUGAUCUCAGCUUCGCGGAGGUGCGGGGCGAGGGGGACGAGGAGGAAGAGCGCGCAGAAGAUAGACUUCUCCCCGAGGAUUCAGGCUACGAGACGGCGAGUACGGCGUCCAUGGCUACCGGCAGAGCCGAUGCCAAUGGUAGCAGGGCGAAGGUACCGCCGCAGGUGAAGAAGAAGAAGAAGGUGGCGGACUCGUGGGAUGCGGAUGCCGAUGAGGAGGAUUUCCAGGAGGAGCUGUUGGCGGAGAAGAAGAAGAAGGGCGGGGCGAGGGCGAAUUCGGAGAGGGACGAGGCGCCGACUUGGGAGGAAGGUGCGGGACUCAUGAAUGUGUUGAAGGCGUUUAAGGCGCUUAGGGAGGAGUUUGAUACCAAGUUUAGGGCUAUGUGGGCUUAGUGGAGAGUAAUCUGUGCUUGGAGUGCGUGGUUGGAAGGGGAGAAGGUUGGAUAGAUGAGUAGAAGUGGGUUGGAUGAUGGGUCUUUUGGCGCAGCCAACGCCUACGUGGUAUAGAUGAAAACGGAUAGACAGGGGCAAUUAUGAGUUACAAAAACACAAAAAGCCGAAGAUAGAUGAACUAGACAGCUAUUGGUAUAACUGUGGAAAUAGAUCCUUCUUCGACC